Messenger RNA from Penicillium salamii, 1386 nucleotides. The record is from the annotation of a GenBank genome assembly. NCBI's taxonomy places the organism in Eukaryota, Fungi, Ascomycota, Eurotiomycetes, Eurotiales, Aspergillaceae.
AUGGCGACCCCUACUUUCACCGUUCCGGCAGAGAUUUGGCAUGUGAUAUUUUCAUUCCUAUCAUCCAGCGACCUCCAGGCGGCGAGUCUUGUAAACAGGGACUUGCGUAUUAUGGCAGAGCCUUUUCUCUACGCCUGUAUUAAAUGGACAUGGACUGCCUCUCAGACUCCCCCGAUUGCUCAGUUUCUGCAAUUCAUUGUGCAGAGGCCUGAGGUGGCUAGUUUCGUCCAUGAGUUGAUCAUAAGCGGAGAUCAUUUUGAUUGCGAAUGGCAUGUCUACAAAUAUCAGAGUCAAAAACUCCAAGUCAGCGAAGAUGUCACAAAUCAGCUCGUGAGAUAUGUCAAAAGCAUCGAUGUCCCCUAUAUCAAAGAUUGGAUCCAAGAGCUGCAUACCGGAUCGAUGGAUGCAUUCACUGCCCUUUUAUUAUCGGAACUACCCAAUUUGAAUUAUCUACAUCUAAGCGAGAAUUUCGUUCGAGAAAGUCGUUGGAUAGGUAUGAUACUCCGAUCGUCUCUCUGCGAGGCUCAGAAUAACCAUAUCUCAUCUUUCGCACAUCUUCGAGAGGUGUUGGUUCAAUGUCCAUGUCAGGGUUUCAACAUUCGCGAACAUUCGGAUACCAAAAAUACGGAAAGUGUUCUUCCUCUCUUUUAUUUUUCAUCAAUUCAACGACUAUGCCUCUCAAUCGACAAUCCCACUACCUUUACAUGGACAGGGAAGUGCCCUCCAAACCCAUCAAGGCUUACAUCGCUCGACUUGAGCAUGAUGCGCGAGGGACAUCUCGGUCAAUUGCUAUCAGUUACUCAAGGCCUACGGAAUCUCAAAUGGUUUUGGGCUUACCAUCCAGAGAUUGAAGACAAGUUCGUCACCGACAUUAUCGAUUUGGACCAAAUCAUUAUGGACCUAUCCCAUAUUCAAGAGACUUUGACAGACUUGACAAUUGGAGCAAGAGCAUCUGAGUGGCCGGGUGAUCUCUGGCCGUCGACGCUCUAUCUCAACGGUUCAUUCAAUUUGAGCGGAUUCCACGCGCUGGAGAGAAUCAAAAUUCCGAUUCCAUUCAUGCUGGGGUUUUCUCCGACUUCAAGCAUGAUUAACCUUGAGAAAUACCUCCCAAAAAGCCUUGAAUGGCUGACUAUUACCGACGAUUUAUGUUUUCAGGAGGAAUGGGAAUGGGAAUACGAUAAAACUCACUUAGUUGGGGCUGUUCGAUCAUGGUUACAAGACUGGAGGAGAUUCACACCUCGCCUCCGUGGAUUUUGUCUAUCAGGGGAGGUACAACGAUUGGAGGAUUGGCAGCCUGAAAUGAUAGACGGACUCAAAGAAUUGGCUUUGGAGUUCGGGGUUCAUAUUCAGGUCACUGGCAAAGGAAUUACCAAUGUGUUUGGUUGA